Molecule: messenger RNA, 1587 nt
Organism: Trichoderma atroviride IMI 206040
Lineage: Eukaryota; Fungi; Ascomycota; Sordariomycetes; Hypocreales; Hypocreaceae
Source: RefSeq, a predicted model, not a curated record
AUGUCUCGUUCCCUCCGCCUGCUUGGGCGCUACCGACGCCAUCCUUUUGCCCAUGCCUAUAGGCGAUGCUACUCAGUGCGUGUGCCCAGCGACGGUGCCGGGGACAUCAGGACGGUGGCAGACCUGAAAGAGUGGCAGCCUCAAGGCCGUGUCUCGGAUGUGCAAGUCUGCGGCUGGGUCAGGUCGGUUCGCAAGAGCUCCAGCGUGCGCUUCGUUGACAUCACCGACGGAUCCUCCAUGAGGCCAAUGCAGGCUGUCGUUGACAAGAGCUUGGCCGCAGAUAUACGCCCGGGUGCAGCCGUUCGCCUCAAGGGGGUCUGGCAUAGUAGCGCCUCCAAAUUGCUGCCUAAUGUAGAGUCUCGAUGUGACAACCUUGCUCGUCGUACUACGGCUGAAUUACAAGUCAACCAAGUGGAAAUACUUGGCUUGUCUGAUCCCCAUACAUAUCCCAUUCAGAACAAGUACCAAACACCAGAAAGCUUGCGAGCAAUAUCACAUCUUCGGCCGCGAACUCCUCUCAACUCAACGCUCCUCCGGCUACGAUCAGAUGCCAUGGCAAUCCUAAACAAUUUCUUCUUCAAUGAACAGUUUCAGCAAACCCACCCCCCAAUCAUCACCUCAUCAGACUGCGAGGGUGCUGGUGAAGCAUUCAGCGUCAAGAGCGGCGGACCUUCCGAGUUCUUCAGAGACCCCAAGUACCUCACUGUCUCAUCACAGCUCCAUCUGGAGGCUCUGGCUCAAGCGCUGGGAAAUGUAUGGACUCUAUCGCCUACCUUCCGAGCCGAGCAGAGUGACACCUCUCGGCACCUGAGUGAGUUUUAUAUGCUUGAAGCUGAAAUGAGCUUCGUUCAAGACAUGGAUGAGGUCAUGGACCUCGCCCAAAGAAUGCUGGCGUCGCUUGCUAGCGGGCUCAGCCAGCGCAGUGCCGCUCAAGAACUCGAAAAGCACCGGCUCGACUCCAGAGACCCUGCGGAACGUUUAGCAUUUGAAGAUCUGGUCGAUGUCAAGGAACUGCAACAGCGGUGGAGGGGUCUUAUGGUGCCGACCAGAUGGCCGCGAGUGACGUACACAGAAGCCAUCAAAAUCCUCGAACCCGUGGCCCACCUGUUCGAACACAAGCCCGUCUGGGGAUCCGGCCUCCAGUCAGAACAUGAGAAAUACUUGGCUGAGAAAAUCGGGUAUGAUGCAGCAAGCGAUGCGCUCCAACCCAUCUUUGUCACCCAAUACCCACGAGAUAUCAAGGCUUUCUACAUGCUCCAGUCACAAUCCCCCCCACCUCAGGGGCAGACGGUCGAUUGCUUCGACCUCCUUGUUCCUAAUCUUGGAGAGCUUGCGGGAGGAUCCAUGAGAGAGUAUCGGCUUGCCGAGCUUGAGGACAACAUGCGCCUGCAUGGUCUAGAGGUCCCAACGAACCGGAAAGCCAGAUCCAACGACAUGGGGUGGUACCUGGAUCUGAGACGCUGGGGAUGUCCUCCCCAUGGAGGAUUUGGUCUUGGCUUUGACCGCCUGUUAAGCUAUCUGACUGGUGUGCCCAACGUCCGCGAUGUGGUGCCAUUUCCACGCCAUUUCGAGCGCUGCGAUUGCUAA